GCAGCGGCACGCCUCGGCGUCACUUCUCCGGUUCCGUUUGCAGAGACAGACACGCAUACGUAACGCGUAGCAUAUUCGACAACGAAUUUCAUCCGAGAAAAGUAAUAAAAAAAAAUAAUACGAUAAAACAAAUCGUCAAGAUGUCGAGCAAGACGAGUAAGAAGGCGGCCUCGUCUUCAACGAGUACCAGCAGUGCACAACCAUCGACCUCGACUCCCAUUGGGAUGCCAACGGCAUCACGACAUCAUCGGCCUGGAAGUCCAUUGAGCCCGACUAGAUAUUCUCGUCUCCAAGAGAAGCAAGAUUUGGCCAACUUGAAUGACCGGCUGGCUUGUUACAUCGACAAAGUGCGCUUCCUCGAGCAAGAGAAUUCGAGGCUUAAUCGUGAGGUUCACACGGUUGAGGAGACGCACAAGAGAGAGGUGAAUAAUGUGAAAUCCAUGUACGAACAUGAGCUCGGUGACGCUAGGAAAUUGCUCGAUGAGACCGCUAGAGAGAGGGCCAAACUGGAAAUUGAUACCAAAAGACUUUGGGAUGACAACGAGGACCUGAAGAACAAGCUCGAGAAGAAAUCCAAGGACCUGCAGAUCGCCGAGCGUAAUCUGCUGCUGUACGAGACGCGCUGCUCGGACCUGCAGUCCCAGUACAAUCAGUUGCAAGCCGAGCGCAAGAAGUUCACCGAGCGCGAGAGGGAGCUCGAGAAGGAAGUCGAGCGACUGACCGCUCUCCUCGACGACACGAGGAAGCACCUGGAGGAAGAGACGCUGCAGCGCAUCGACCUCGAGAACCACAUUCAGAGUCUCAAGGAGGACAUCUCCUUCAAGGAUCAAGUCUAUCAGUCCGAACUCACCGAGACUCGAACUAGACGUCAGGUGGAAAUCUCGGAGAUCGAUGGCCGCCUGGCCGAGCAAUACGAGGCCAAGCUCCAGCAGUCGCUGCAGGAAUUGCGCGACCAAUACGAGGCCCAGAUGCGCGCCAAUCGCGAGGAGAUUGAAAUGCUGUACGAGAAUAAAAUCAAAAACUUGACAUCGCACGCGGCGCGCAACAGCGGCGCAGCUACUUUGGCCGUCGAAGAACUUCGACAGAUACGUAUCAGAACAGAUGGACUCAAUCAGCGUAUCAGCGAGCUUGAGAACGCUAAUAAUACUCUUAAUGCUAAGAUUCGCGAACUGGAGAACAUGCGCGAAAACGAGCGAGCAAUACACGCUGAAAAUCUGGCUGGUCUGGAAGCCGAGCUGGCGAGAAUGCGCGACGAAAUGGCUCAACAACUUCAAGAGUAUCAAGAUCUUAUGGACAUCAGGGUCGCUCUCGAUCUUGAGAUUGCGGCUUACAGAAAGCUGCUGGAAUCCGAGGAAGCCAGGCUGAACAUCACACCAAUUCAAUCGCCAAGCGUGUCGAUCUCGGGUAGCCGAGCGACUCCAUCGCGUCAAACACCAGUGCGCGGUGGCAAGAGGAAACGUACUCUGUACGAGGAGUCGGAUGAACACAGUCAUUCGGACUUCACUACUGUUGCUUCGGCCAAAGGUGAUGUGGAAAUCGCCGAAGCUGAUCAAUCUGGACACUUUGUUAAACUCAAGAACAAAGGAGACAAAGAGGUAUCAUUGAGCGGCUGGCAAUUGAUUCGCAAAGCAGGAGCCUUGGAGACAGUAUUCAAGUUUCAUAGGACCGCUAAAGCCGAAGCUGGUACAAUUGUAACAGUUUGGUCGUCUGAUAGCGGUGCCACCCACGAGCCUCCAUCUAACAUCGUGAUGAAGGGACAAAAAUGGUUCGUCGGUGAUACUAUGACGACAACCUUGCUGAACAAUGAUGGCGAAGAAAUGGCAACUUCAGAAAGAAAAAGAGAGCAGUUGUCUUCAUCCGUGCAGAGACGACAGGAGAGUAUGUAUGGCAGAUUACCAGAGGAGCUUCAUCAUCAGCAGACAGUAGAAAAGAGAAGGUCUUUCUUCAACCUAUUUUAAAGUGCGACGGCACACAGCUCUGAUGGGCAAGUAAACGGCGAUCCUAAAGGUGAAGAACGUUGUCGUCUCAUGUGAAGUAAAUAAUUUAAGAAAACACUACAAUUUUUCCUAAAGUAAGCUUGCAAAAGUAAAAGCAUUUCUGUGCAACGUGAAUUCGUUUGAAAGUAGGACAUGAAUGUUGACAACUGACAUAGACGAAGAGGAAAAUUAGUAAUGCCGAUGAAUCUAAUUUCUGACCAAUAACGUUCAAAUGCCUUUUUUACAUAUUUUUUUCAAAAAUAAAUUUGUAUUUUGUCAUUUUUAAUCGAGUUUUAGUUGCAAUAUUGUCACAGUGAAUUUAUUCAAAGCAAAGUGAAACGCGUAAAAUCUCUAUUUCCGUUCGUUAUGUUUUUUGUCACAAUUAUCAUAUACAUGUAGCAACUAAGGGUAUUAUAUUAUUAAGUAUAUGCCUUGGCUCUAUCAUGUUGCCGCUAAAAUUAUGUUAUCAGUAUAUAUUAUCAUCGCAGCUUAAUAAUAAGUUUUGAAUAUUUACUACCUUUGACAACAGCCGUUAUUUCAUUUUGUAUACUCAUUAAUUUAAUACUUAAGUUUCACAUGAUUUAAAUUAACGAUCUAAGAUAUGUUUAUGACGAUUGACAUAAUCGUAAAAUGAAAAAUAAAUACGGACAAUUUGUAUGAAUACAACCGAAAAAGGCGUAAGAAAUGUGCAUUUAACUUACCACUCGCCUUAUAUACUAUAUAUAGGAGAAUAAAUACAAUAAUAAAUGCAUAAUGGAUCGUACUAUUUUGUACUAUGCUCGAUGCUAUAUUUUCAUCAUCAGAUAAAAUUAAAAGAAAAAGAGAGAUAAUGAUAUAUGAAUAGAAACAGACAUGAAGAAAAGUAUGAGGAUUAUUUCUCCAUUAUUAAUUAUUAGCUAUGUCUAUCUCGUUUAACUCGUUGAUAUGUGUGUGUUAACGGAAAAAAGUUCCCGACAAUUUAUUGAGUUAAUCGUUAACAUGCACAAUUUUAUCUUCCUCGUCUCAUCUUGCUUAUAUGAAUUAUAUCUGUAAUGAUUCAUACUGAUAAGGUGACUGUUUUUCUUAGUUUAGAUAGCAGUAUGUUUCACCUGCAGUUAUAUCUUUAGACGUUUUUAUAAUAAAAUCAAUGUCAUAUGCCUUUAUAUUCUUUUGGACGAACAUAUGUAAAGAGCACUACUAUUUUGUUAACAGCAAACUGUGUGUAAUAAAAAUUAUAUGAUUUUGACAAAAUACAUCCA
Molecule: messenger RNA, 3214 nt
Organism: Phymastichus coffea
Lineage: Eukaryota; Metazoa; Arthropoda; Insecta; Hymenoptera; Eulophidae
Product: lamin Dm0-like
Exons: 9
Coding region: 141-1958 (605 amino acids)
Source: RefSeq, a predicted model, not a curated record